Chelonia mydas (Green sea turtle) is the source of this 5493-nucleotide messenger RNA. It is a transcript of the gene BMP15, whose product is annotated as bone morphogenetic protein 15. Gene Ontology annotation, cellular component: extracellular region. Bases 496 to 1698 code for a protein of 400 amino acids. The transcript has 2 exons. NCBI's taxonomy places the organism in Eukaryota, Metazoa, Chordata, Testudines, Cheloniidae. Gene Ontology annotation, molecular function: growth factor activity; cytokine activity. Gene Ontology annotation, biological process: SMAD protein signal transduction; BMP signaling pathway. The record is from RefSeq and is a predicted model, not a curated record.
AUGUGAGGGUUAAGCCCUUCUUAACCCAGUGGACUGGGUCAGAGAGGAGGGGCUGGAGCUAGUCUGGGUCCCAAGGAUUUUAACCUUCCCCCCCUGCUGAGUGCUGGUCCUGCUGACCUUCUUGGCCCCCCACCCCAGGCCAGUGGGGUUUUUAAACUGCAUUCAGAGGAACCCCUUUGUGCCAGGUCCCUGGGGGGCUAGUUUUAAUCCUGAAGGGUUUGCCCUCAAGGGAGGGCAAUAGGGCAGGGAAGAGAAAUUGUCUGAUUCUGCCUCAAAACUUUCCUCACCCCCAAGUAAGCUGCCUAAAGGCCCAGCGUGGAAACAGCUGAGUGAAAGCAGGAGAGCCCUGGGACCCUGCCCUUUCUAGGGAGAAAGCACCUGCCUUUGGGGAGGGGAAGAAGAAUGCUUCCCCCUUCUCUGUGGCUUCCAUAGCACCAGCCCUCUAGAGCUCCCUGCCCACCCCUGUAACCACAGCCUGCUACCCACCCCUUAGCCAUGUUUGGAGGGGGCCCUUUCUGCUCCCUUUGGAGCUUGUUCCUCUUGGCUGCACUGCUCCCCCUAGAGCUGAGUAUGGGGGAGGAAGAGAAGGAGCCAGCUACCCUAAGUGCCCUGGCUGGGGUGUCCUCCUUGCCCCUCAUCCAGAUGCUGCUAGAGCAGGUCCCCAGUGUCUGGCCCUGCUGCCGCCGGAAGCAGCUGGCCAGCGGGCAGCCGCUGCGUUACAUGCUCAACCUGUACCAGAAUGUGGCAGACCGAUCUGGAAGACCCCGCCAGAACCGUAAGCUGGGCACCAAUGCUGUGCGCCUGGUCAGGCCCUUUACCAAGAUGAGGCAGCCUGGGGCAGGUCCCUGGUACAUGCAGACUCUCGACUACCACCUGAAUGUCCAGCCAGGAAGUGAACAUCUGGUGAGAGCCACUGUGGUUUAUUCUAAGACUCUGCUAGUGGCUCAUGGCCAGCUCUCUUGUGUGGUUCAGCUGGCUGGGGAGGCUGGGGUUCCAAAGCUCUCACCUCCUCAAAGAGGCAAGAGGAAUGCCCUUGUCUCCUCUAGGAUGGACAGCUGGGAGGAGAGGGACAUCACUUCCCACUCUUUGCCAUGGGCCUGGGACUCCAAGAAGAGCCAGCUGCUCCGCCUUAGUCACGUGUGUAUCUGGUUGGGACCAGCUGAUGGCUCAGAGCCUGAAGUUGGCUGGGAGGAGACUGCUUCUAUGAAUGACCCUUUCCUGUUGCUCUACCUCAAUGACACUCGGAAAGGCCUCCGGGCCAAGACAGGGAAAGCUGGCUUGAAGGAGACUCCUGAUGGGCCAGUGCUGAGUCGCAAAGCUCGCCAGGCAGGCAACCUCAUCCUGGAUCUCCCCAGCUACUCGCAGAAGACCAGCGCUGAGAAGGAUGAGUGUGCUCUCCAUUCCUUCCGGGUCAGCUUCAACCAGCUGGGCUGGGACCACUGGAUCAUCGCCCCCCACCGGUACAACCCCAAGUACUGCAAGGGCACAUGCCCCCGCAUCCUGCGUUAUGGCUACAACUCCCCCAACCAUGCCAUCGUGCAGAACUUCAUCAACCAGCUGGUGGACCAGAGUGUCCCCCGACCCUCCUGUGUGCCCUACAAGUACAGCCCCAUCAGUGUGCUGAUGAUUGAGCAAAGUGGCAGCAUCCUCUAUAAAGAGUAUGAAGACAUGAUAGCAGAGUCCUGCACCUGUAGAUAAAGCCCUCCCCACUGGAACCAUUCACCAUGUCUAACAACCAUCUGAGCUUGCAUGAAGACAUGGUGAUUCUUCACUUGGCCUCCCCACUCCAACUCAGUCUAUGGUGAACCAGAUGCCCAGCUGUCUGAAGUAGUUUGCUUAAUGUGCAUUUAAUUUUUUGCAUUUUUGACAGCCCCCUCUACACACACACACACAAAAGGAUCUGGGUUUUUAAGAAAGUUUGUCCAAUUUUUUUUUUUUGGCUUGGUCCUCCGCCUCCAUUGCACAAUGGACACUGGGCUCUGCUGGGAUGUUUUACAAAUGGAUUUUUAUGCAAAUGUUGUGGAAUAGCAGUUUUUAAAGGGAAGAGUUUGCUGGGCCUUGUAUUAAAGGACUGCCACUUUGUAUCUUCUCUUCAGGGCACUCCUCUUCCUGCUAGGGAGCUUUACGGGACUGGAUGGAAGCAUGACUAGUCAAAUGGCUCAGUCAUUGGCAGGGCGGUGAGAUGGACUGACAUCUAGAGAAUAUACUAACUGUCAUGCCAUCUGGGUUUUGUCUGAUGCUCUCUGAGCUUCCUCUUGUAUGAAGAGACUGUUCCAUCUGUGUUCGAGAACAGUUGCGUGGAAAGGUGGGAACUGGGCAUGGCUCCAAUGUACCAAGGGGCCAUGGAGAAGGUGGCAAUGUGCUCCUCAGAACUCUCUAGAGGAAUAGUAGCUAGGCUGGAGUUGUAGGUGAGAUGCCUGGAGCUUGGGCCUCUUCUACUGAAGAUUUUUGGGGCAGGGAAGCUAAAUCUUCUGCAGGCAAAUGGAACCUAAAAUGAGUCUGGAGCAGGGAGCGAUGAUGCCAAUUGGUUCUAAUACUCAAAGGCUUCCCCCUAUGGGUCAAUGUCUCCCUCUCACCAGUGCUGGCUUGUUGGUUUCUGUGUGGGUCCUUCACUUUAAGGGCUUCCAUAUACUUAAUUUGAGUUUAGGCUGGUACUGUCCUGUGACUUCUGUAUCUGCUGUCUCUCUGUCCAGCUCUGGCAUUGGCCACUAAUCCCAGUAGAUCACAUGUACACUUGACCUGUCCAAAUAAAUACCUUUGUAGUCUGCAUCAGUAGCUUGUUGGGCUAUGUGAGCUAGGGGCUGGCCAGAGGGCUCUAGAGACAAUGCAUGGUGAGGGGGGAGCACAGGAUCUGGAGAGUCACUUUCUCAAAGCCCUGGGUCUUUCUGGGCCAUGGCUUCAGUGGAGAGGGAAGGGCAGUUUUUAAAAGUCCUUCUCUAGGAACUGAAAAGAACAUACUUCAAGUGAAGCACUAAACUUUUUUUUAAUCUUAAAAAGGCAACCCCUUGCAGGGCCCGAUGGCGUUGAGAUGCAACUCAUCUCCUAGCACUAGGGCCCAGUCACGCAAGGCCUCCAGCAAGUUCCAGCUAAUCCCCUCCAGCUGUGAACUCUAGUAAAUUGCCCACCUUUACUAGACACUUGUGUUUUAGACUCUCUUGGAACUACCUGAAACCCAUCACUCCCCCAGAUCAACUUGGAUGAGAUUUUAGUCUUUAAUGCAACCUUUUUUCUUUUCUUUCCCUUUGGUUCAAAGCACCUUAGAAGCAGAGUCCAGAGACCUUUCUCCUAGUCUUUCCUCUUUACCUUUUGCUGCACCAACCUGACCCAGUUCCACUGAACCCUGGUUACAAUGUUGCUUGGCUUUCAUUGCUUUCCUUUCUGUGAAUGGAUUGUAGCCUGCCAUAAUCUAAUGAAUUCCUGUUACAGCCUGGAUCUUUUCUAUUUAUUAUAUGCUGUAUUUAAGUGUUAUGUAAAUAAAUUGGUUUGUUUUGCUAAAGAGAAUCCUAGCCUUUUCUUGGGCGGGAGGGACCUGUCCUCUACUGGCAGGUCUUUCUAACCACCCCUAAUGUGCCAGAUUUCCACUGGGCAAGGAGUGGGUUAAGAAUCCAAGUCUGGGGGCAGACAACUUCAGGCAAGCAAGGGCUCUAUCUUGAUUCUGUUAAAUAGACCCCAUCUUGCUAUGCAGCUCCCACAGGCUGAGUCCAGGCCCCUGUCUAGUUUUCCCCUUUCAGCAUGUUCCAGGGCUGGUGACUGCUUCACUGGCAGAGGGUCUGCUGAACUUCAUGUUUCUGGAAGUGGAAGGUGAUUUGGGUGGCAUUGUUCUUUCAUCUCCCUGGAGGUCAUGUGGACUCUUGGCCACUGUCUCAAGGCCAUGCCAUGGGAUGCUAUGGCAAAGAUCCCUACAACACAGCCCCUCUGCAAGUGAGGGGAUUUACUUCUGGGAUAGCUAGGAAGGCCUGGCAGCUAGCGCAGAGAGGCGCAGUGACAUACGCAGCAGCUGGAGCAGUGGGGUGCCCUUCUUGGGCAGUGCCCAGGAAACAAUGGUAGCUACCCACAGACUGAUGCACAAGCUUCAAAGCUCAGAUCCAAAGCUGGGCUAUGCCAAAGGACAAUCUGAAUCAAUGGCAGUGCUGAGGGCAAGAUGGUGGCUCUGAACCGGCCCACCACCUUUCCCCAGCAGGGUGCAGGGGGGGGGGGGGGUCUCCUCAACUGUGAAAAGAGCCAGGAGAUGGACAAUUGCAGAGCUAACCUGUGAGUCUGAGUGAGGUGACAUGGUUUGCUAAGAAGGACUCAGAUUCCUUCUUACCUCACAUGCCCAGGAUGAUCUCUAGUGCUAGCCCUUGUCCACCUCGGCGACACUGCAGAAGAGGCUAAACAGUGUGCAAUGUAAAGUGGUGCUUGGCCCUGAGCUGCCAGCCUUGGAGCCUGCAGUUGUCUGUCACUCCGAGCAGAGGCAGCAGCGAAGCAUCCCUGCGCCCCACUCUGUGUGUGGCAGGCUUUCCCUGCAGCUGUGAGCAGAGUUCAGUCUCCAGGGCCUGCUCUGGCCUGGGACCCUCUGAGCUGCAUUAAAUGCCCCAGCCAGUGUGGGAGGAGACUGGCUGCUUGACUAGAUGUGGCAAUACCUGGGCUGAGGCUGAAAGGGGAGUUGCUGCUCAGGAGGCCACGGCCAUGGCCCCAGCCUCUAGCUGCAGGUGGGGGGUAGUUGGCUUGCACAGGGCUGCCCCUCCCCAGGUGGAAGUUUAGUACCCGUGGAUCAAUGGGUUUUCAUAACCCAGAGGUUGUGUGUAAAGUCAUCCCAGAUUUCCCAGGGGUGUGUCUGGUUUUAGGCAGCUAUUGAAUGAAUCAUUUAAUUUUAGAAGAUAUUUAACAAAUCCAUAUUAAUGCAGAGGUGUGUUGCUGAGCUCUAGUUUGUCAGGCUGGCAUGGGUCCUGGCUGGCAGUGCUCAGUCAGGGGACUUUGGGGCAGCAAAAUUGAUCAGCAGGGCAGUGCAGCUGUACAGCUGGCCAAAGGAGUGUCACAAAUACCAGCUCUGCUUCAGGGAAUCUUGUGUGCUAAAGUGUGUGUAUGGGAAGAGAGGGGGAUCUUUUUGAACAGCACAUUCUUCCCUUUCCCACUGGCCAAGCUGGUGACUUUGGGGAAACCCCCUGACACUAGCACCCAGAUCCUCAAAGAUAUUUAGGCUCCUAACUUCAAUGAACCUGACCCUAGUGUCCCCCAGAGUCUGUGGUGGAGGGGGUGUCAUGUCUCUCCUCCCCUUUGCCAUGUGGUCUUAGAGGGAAAACUUCAGAGGAGCCAGUCAGAGGCUCAACAGCAAACAGAGGCACAGCCAGUGCAGGGAGCUGGGGGCAUGCACUCAAAAGCAGCAAGGUCCGAUUGCUUCUGCCCUGUGCUGAUCUGCUGUCUGCUCCAUGUUCCCCCUCAGUUCCUUCACCUUAGCCUCAUUCUACCCCUGCCCAUCCCUUUUCUCUUCUUUCUAUGUAGCUUAUCCCUACC